Molecule: messenger RNA, 3248 nt
Organism: Cervus elaphus (red deer)
Lineage: Eukaryota; Metazoa; Chordata; Mammalia; Artiodactyla; Cervidae
Gene: PIK3R6
Product: phosphoinositide-3-kinase regulatory subunit 6
Exons: 15
Coding region: 223-2334 (703 amino acids)
Biological process (GO): positive regulation of MAP kinase activity; G protein-coupled receptor signaling pathway
Cellular component (GO): phosphatidylinositol 3-kinase complex, class IB
Molecular function (GO): 1-phosphatidylinositol-3-kinase regulator activity
Source: RefSeq, a predicted model, not a curated record
GGGGACAGAGCCAGGCCUUUGUGACCCUGGGCUUUUCUCUGCAGGGCUAGAGGCUGCAGAGACACCCAUCGUCUGGGACUGGUGGCCUCCCUGGGCAAGACUGUGGACCUCUGAGUUGCUGCUGAGUCAAGAACUGCCUCUUUGCAGAAAAACAACCAAUUUACUUUCCAUUCUGCUGCCUGAGACAACCAUAUCCUCCUCUUACGCACACCCCAGCCUCCCAUGGAGAGCUCAGAUGUGGAGCUGGAUCUCCAGCGGAGCGUGCAGGCUGUGCUCCGAGAGCUCAGCGCCCAGGCCCCCGCCUUGCAGAGCAACCGAGGCAUGUGGAGGUGGUCCCUGCACAAGAAGGUUGAGCGGGAUCCUGGGAAGAGCCCGGCGCUGGUCCGCAUCCUGCUCAGAGAGUUGGAGAAGGCAGAAAGUGAGGAUGCCCGCCACAUCAUCAUUCCCUUGCUGCACACUCUAAUGUACGUGCUCACUAAGGCCACGGGCAUCACAGAAGAGCUCCACCGGAGAACCUACACCUUUUGCACGAGGUUGCUGACCCUGCCCGCCCCCUACUGCACGAUCGCCCUGGACUGCGCCAUCAGGCUGAAAACGGAGACAGCCGUCCCAGGGACGCUGUACCAGAGGCUGGUCAUUGCCGAGCAGAACCUGACGAGCGAGCUGUACCCCUACCGGGAGAGAGUGUUCCUCUUCGUGGAUCCUGAGCUGGUGUCUCCCUCCGUGUGCAGUGCCCUGCUGCUGGAGAUCGAGGCGGCCCAGGGGCAGCAGACACCGGAGGCCUGCAUGCGCCACGUGGUCUCCCACGCCCUGCAGGCGGCUCUGGGGGAGGCCUGCCACGCAGGCGCACUGCAGAGGAAGCUGCUGGCCAGCUCCCGCCCCGCCUUGGAGCGCUAUUUCCACGCCGUGGUGACAGCCGUGGAGCAGAUGGCCAGAGAGCCAAGCCCUAGCCGAGAGGGCCACCUGGAGAGGCUGGAGGAGAUUUACUGCUCGCUGCUGGGGCCGGCGGCGACCGCCAGGGGGCGCUGCGGCGGUGACCCCCUCCAGGACCGGCCGCUGAGUGUCCCUCUGCCCAGCCCCCGCAUCACCUUCCACCUGUGGACCGACGAGGAGCAGCUCUGGAAGGAACUGGUGCUCUUCCUGCGCCCGCAAACCCAGCUGCGCCUCAGUGCAGACCUGGAGGCCUUGGAUCUUCAGGGCCUCCUGCCAGACUGGGAGUUGGCCUGGGCGUCCAUGCUGUCCACUGACAGCGGCAUCGAGCGGGACCUUCCUCCGGGGGCCGACGAGCUGCUGGCCCCUGGCAGCCCCGAGGCAGAGCGAGCCGGGCUGCAGCGCAAAGGGGGCAUCAAGAAGCGGGUGUGGCCCGCAGACAUCGUGAUGCCCAGCAGCUGGGAUGGGCCCCCAGGGCUGCACCGCAGGACGGGCAGACCCAGCGGGGACGGGGAGCUGCUGCCCGGCGUCUCCCGGCUGCACACAGCGCGGGUGCUGGUGCUGGGGGAUGACAGGAUGCUGGGGCGCCUGGCCCGGGCCUACCACAACCUCAGGAAGCGAGAAACCCAGAGGUUCUGCCUCACCCCCCGACUCAGCCUGCAGCUCUACUACAUCCCCCUGGUGGCUCCCCAGACAUCUGCAGCAUCCAGGCAUUCGGAGCUGGGAGAGUUGGCCGCGUUCCUGGGCCGCAUGGACCCGUGGUAUGAGAGCAUCGUCAACACCCUGUGCCCCACCAUCCACAAGCUGGCAGAGAUGCCUCUCUCCCUGGACACAUCCCAGACCGUAGACCCCUUCAUCCUGGAUGCCAUCACCUACUAUGUUCGCAUGGGCACCCAGCCCAUCUAUUUCCAGAUCUACACGGUCAAGUUGCGGUUCACGGACCCUCUAGUUGUCGCCCAUGGGCUUAGUAGCUCCUCGGCAUGUGGGAUCUUAGUUCCCCAACCAGGGACUGAACCCAUGUCCUUUGCAUUGCAAGGUGGGUUCUUAACCACUGGACCACCAGAAAAGUCCCCCAUCCAGACUUUCUUGGUUGUUCACUUUGUCUUCUUCCUCUCUGGAUACGUAAGAGAAUCAUUAACUUCUAACACCUCAAGCUCAAGCAGAAGCAGACUUCUUCACGUGGAAGGGCUCUCUGUCCUUACAUCCUCCCCAUCACCCUUGCUAACCUCACCUCUUGCAGCAACUGCCCUCAUCUCUGCUCUGCUCACCGCAUUACACGACCAAGUGCUUCUCCAGGGUGUUCCUGCGAUGCUCCGGGCCUCGCUCUGGCACCUCACUGCCACUUUGUCAUGUACCUGCCGAAGCCAGUGCCUUCCCACCAAGACUCUGAGUCCCCUGAGAUGAGACUAUACUUUGUUCCUCUUGAGUCUCCUGCUAGUAGCACAAUAAAGUAUGUGUGUAUGUGUAUCAGAGGAUGGGUCAGUGUGGGACUGGCUGUGUGCAGUGGGUAUAGAGUUAGAGGCAGUGUGAGGUAGUGAGAAGUUCAUGGCUUUGCCUCCUGGUCCCUCUGCAUGCUCGCUGUGUGAUCACAGCUACCUUCACCUCCCUGACAUUGAUUCUCCCCACCUUUUAAAAAAAAUAAAUUUAUUUAUUUAUAGGCUGUGCUGGGUCUUUGUAGCUGUGCUGGCUUUUCUUGAGUUGCAGUGAUCUCUGGUUGCAGUUUGCAGGCCCCUCACCAUGGCUUCUCUUUUUGCAGAGCACAGGCUCUAGGGUGUAUGGGCUCAAUAGCCCUGGCUCAUGGGCUCUAGAGCUCAGGCUCAGUAGUUGUGGCUCACAGGCUUAGUUGCUCUGUGGCAUGUGGGAUCUUCCCAGACCAGGGAUCGAACCCAUGUCUUCGGCAUUGGCAGGUGAAUUCUUUACCACUGAGCCACCGGGGAAGCCCCAUUUUCCCCGUCUUUAAAAUGGGGAGAGCAAUCUUCAUCACAGGGUUUUUGUGAGAAUUUAAAUGAGUAGAAAAAUGUAUUAAACGAUUGAUGGGGGAAGAUGAUGGCAAGGCGGUCGGCACAUGGAAGAUUCCAGGACAGUGGUGCGAGGAUCAAAAUCCCACAUCCCGGGACUUCCCUGCUGGUCCAGUGGCUAAGACUCUACACAGUGGGCCUGAGUUCAACCCCUGGUCAGGGAACUAGAUCCCACAUGCUGCAACUAAGACCCAGUGCAGCCAAAUAAAUAAGUAAAUAUUUUAAAAAACAUCCUGGGCUAUGGGGUUCCUGGGAGCUGCCCCUGGCAGGGACGACCUCCCCUAGCCUCCCUCCCUCCCC